GGAGACAGGGAGUGAUGAAAAUGUUUUAUUACCUUUGAGGGGCUGUGUCUGAUCUGUCAGGGAGAGAGAGGGAGAGAGAGAGAAUCGCGGGGAGAAAAGGAAAGAACCAGGCAGACAAGGCACGCCAAAAUAUCCCAGCCAAGCAAGAUAAGUGGAAGGUGAGCGGGGCUGGUUUUUUGAUACAAAGGAUGACCCGGGGAAAAUAGAGGCGUCCAGCCUCGGCGAUGCUGGCGGACCGGCGAGGAAGGAAGAGCGCAUCCGGACUGCCUUGCGUUUAGACGGCCGACGGAGCAAGAGAAGGCGUACAAAUUACUCAUGACCCAGGAGGAAGGAGAGCUCUGCAGGCGGCGCGCUGAGCAGUGUGCGGGGGCUGCGCGGGAGAAGUCGAGAUUUCGUGCCCAGGGAGAGAGGAGCCUGUCGGGUCCGCUGAAGGCGUCCUCCAGGCGCGGAGAAGUGCAGCCAAGCCUCGGCUGAUCGACUAACCAGCCGGCCUGGCAUUGGGAAUCUGCGCCCACCCCGUCCUGAGCCCUGCCUGGCGACUGCUGAGUUUCUUGGGACGCGUGAAUCGCUCUUUCCCUGGAAGGGGGCCUUUAUCGUGCGGGUUUGCUUUCUGCCCUACGUGCGGGGUUGGCCAAAGACGCGACACUUUUCGGGGGGAAAGGAAGACACGAGAUCUGAACGCUGCUCUGGUCAACCCGCUUAUGCUGGCGAAGUGGAGGAAGAAGGAGAGAAAACUUGGAAGACUCCCCGCCCGACCCCACUCCUCACUCUCGCUAUCUGGCAUUCUAGUAUUCCUUAAGCCCGCCACCCACCUCAAAGCUCCCUCUGCUCUUCCCUCCUCCCAGUUCUUAGGGGAUUUCCCUGGGGUGGGGUGGGGUGGCAGCACUGUAGGCUGCCAGGAUACACCCCCAAUUCUAGCUGCCUAGUUUUUAGUGGCAUUCUCUAGAAGGGUGGCCUCCUCCUCCUCCACACACACUCCUCCAAACUCAGAACUCAAAAGAAGGCCCAUUUCCCUUGGAGAAAGACAACCAUCUCCGUACUUUUAAAGACCCGCACGAUCUGUACUCUUUAGCACCUUGUGCCCAGACGACGACCCCCCUAUUAUUCCCUUGCUGCACUCACUCUUUCUGCCCCCUCAGAAGUGUCUGGACUAGGUAGGGCUCCCAGCGGUGCACUCCCUAAAGCAAGAACCCCCCCCCAACCUGCACCUGAAUGCUUCAUUUCUGGGCACCCUCCCUCUAGAACCAUCAACUGGGGGCCUACGUCCUUUAAAGGUAUCUCGAAUCCCACUUUCCAGAAUCUCCAAGAAGAUAGCAGCCAGGGUAUUCAUCCUGGCAUCCGAGGAGGAGCUCAGCACUACUGAAAGAAGGCACUCUUUACCCCACAGACCCCAACACCAGGGCACCCUUCUGGUCAGUUCGUGAGCAGCAACCUCUGGAAGCAGAGAGUCCCCUUCCCUGUAUCCUAGCACCAGGAAACAGCGGUUUGCACUUCUAGAGUAAGAAACUUCCCUUUCUUCGCCACUCCCAGGUUCUCUCCGCUGGGCAUCGCCCGAGUGCAGCUCUGCUGGAUCAGGGCCCUUUCCCGCCUCAGGGCACUCCCGCCUUUCCUCCAGUGUUUAGACCUGGGCGCCUCUUCGUGCUCUGUCCCCGAGCGCCCCAGAUCCGAAGGAGCCCCCCUCUUCUUUGUUCGCCCGCCCGCCUGCCCCCUCCCAAACCAGGACGCUGGCCCCUUAGAGCGGGGGUCUUCUCGGCGCAGCCCCUAGGAGUCCGGCCCGGCCGUCCGGCCUGGGGAUGCUGGCGGUAGGGCAGAUGGAGGGCACCCCCCGGCAGAGCGCCUUCCUGCUCAGCAGCCCGCCCCUGGCCGCCCUGCACAGCAUGGCCGAGAUGAAGACCCCGCUGUACCCCGCGGCGGCGGCGGCGUACUCUCUGCCGCCCUCCGCUGCGGCAGUCGCGGCCGCCCCCAGCGGGCCCUCCUCGCUCUCCUCCUCCUCGUCGUCGUCCUCCUCGUCGGCCUCCGCCUCGCCUUCCCCGCCGCUGGGCUCCCCGACGCCAGCCGGCCUCAAGCCUCCCCACGCGGGGGCUCUGUCGGCGCUGGGCUCCCCCCCGCAGCAGCUCUUGGCCGCCACCCCGCACGGCAUCAACGACAUCCUCAGCCGGCCGUCCAUGCCCCCCACCGCCGCCGCCGCCGCCUCCUCCUCCGUCGCCGCCUCCUCCUCGGCCUCCGCCUCCCCAGCCGCCGGCCUCCUGGCGGGGCUGCCCCGCUUCAGCAGCCUCAGCCCCCCGCCGCCCCCUCCGGGCCUCUACUUCAGCCCCAGCGCCGCCGCCGCCGCCGUGGCCGCCGUGGGCCGCUAUCCCAAGCCGCUGGCCGAGCUGCCAGGCAGGACCCCCAUCUUCUGGCCGGGGGUCAUGCAGAGCCCCCCCUGGAGGGACGCGCGACUCGCCUGCACGCCGCAUCAAGGCUCAAUUUUGCUGGAUAAAGACGGCAAAAGGAAACAUACAAGACCUACAUUUUCCGGCCAGCAGAUUUUCGCGUUGGAAAAGACUUUUGAGCAAACGAAAUAUUUAGCCGGACCGGAGAGAGCCAGGCUCGCCUAUUCAUUGGGGAUGACAGAAAGUCAAGUCAAGGUUUGGUUCCAGAACCGGAGGACCAAGUGGCGGAAGAAGCACGCGGCCGAGAUGGCCACGGCCAAGAAGAAGCAGGACUCGGAGACGGAGCGGCUGAAAGGCGCGUCGGAGAACGAGGAAGACGACGACGACUACAACAAGCCGCUGGACCCCAACUCGGACGACGAGAAGAUCACGCAGCUGCUCAAGAAGCACAAGACGACGGGCGGCGCCAGCAGCGCCAGCCUCCUCCAGCUGCACACGUCGGAGACCGAAGGCUCCUCCUAGACGGC
Messenger RNA from Hemicordylus capensis (graceful crag lizard), 2899 nucleotides. RefSeq names its product NK6 homeobox 1 (gene NKX6-1). Bases 1794 to 2894 code for a protein of 366 amino acids. Gene Ontology annotation, cellular component: nucleus. Lineage: Eukaryota; Metazoa; Chordata; Lepidosauria; Squamata; Cordylidae. Gene Ontology annotation, molecular function: DNA-binding transcription factor activity, RNA polymerase II-specific; RNA polymerase II cis-regulatory region sequence-specific DNA binding. The transcript has 3 exons. Gene Ontology annotation, biological process: cell differentiation; regulation of transcription by RNA polymerase II. The record is from RefSeq and is a predicted model, not a curated record.